AUGCAACAAAGGAAAGAAUUACACAAAAAGGUUUGCUCUGAAAAUGAUACAAAAGUGACGCUAGAUAUUUUUUCGAAACGAGCAACUAAUAUACCAGUUUCCUCUAGUCAUUACUUAGAUACAACUUGUAAACAACCGUCUACUUUAAAAGAAUUAGCAAUUCCCAGAAAUACAACUAAACUUCAUACUCUCGCCAAAGUGUGUGACAGAUACGGAUUAUCGGAUAGAUCUGCAGCAACAGUAGCUACAGCUUUCUUACAGGAUAUUGGUAUCGUAAAAAAAGAAAGUUCAGUACAAAUAAUAGAUAAAAAUAAGUUAAGAAAGGCCAGAGAACAUUUAAGAACUAAAAUUAUUAAAUUGAUAGACUGUGAACCUAUUACUGCAAUGUAUUAUGACGGUAGAAAAAAUAAAACAUUAUCUAGACGGAAAAUCUCGCAAAAGAACAGUAACUGA
Molecule: messenger RNA, 453 nt
Organism: Psylliodes chrysocephalus
Lineage: Eukaryota; Metazoa; Arthropoda; Insecta; Coleoptera; Chrysomelidae
Source: the annotation of a GenBank genome assembly